Molecule: messenger RNA, 1875 nt
Organism: Diceros bicornis minor
Lineage: Eukaryota; Metazoa; Chordata; Mammalia; Perissodactyla; Rhinocerotidae
Gene: KRT78
Product: keratin 78
Exons: 9
Coding region: 165-1706 (513 amino acids)
Biological process (GO): keratinization; intermediate filament organization
Cellular component (GO): keratin filament
Molecular function (GO): structural constituent of skin epidermis
Source: RefSeq, a predicted model, not a curated record
UCAGCUAGAGCCAGUGACAGACACAGUCAGGCCAAGAGCAUCUUGCUCUCCAAGGCCCAGCCCAGGCACGGGAGGGGAUAAAAGUCCCGUGCCGGGGCCCCGGGGCAGGAGCUCGCACACUUUGACGAUCCUCUGUCUGCAGCUGUGUGACUGCCGUCCUUGCCAUGUCUCUCUCCCCAUGCCGGGCCCAGAGAGGCUUCAGUGCUCGCUCAGCCUGUUCUGCUCGCUCGGGGGGCCGUGGCAGAGGCGGCUUCAGCAGCAGGAGCCUCAGUUCCUUUGUGGGGUGCCGAGAAGGCUCUCGUGGGAGGGCCUGGGGGUCAGGGGGAAGGCUGGGGGCGUGGUUUGGGGAGGGGAGUGGUGGGCCUGGGCUUUUCCUGUGCCCUCCAGGGGGCAUCCGGGAAGUGACCAUCAACCAGAGUCUGCUAACCCCAUUGAAGAUUGAGAUCGACCCCCAGUUCCAGGUGGUGCGGACUCAGGAGACACAAGAGAUCAGAACCCUCAACAACCAGUUUGCUUCCUUCAUUGACAAGGUGCGGUUCCUGGAGCAGCAGAACAAGGUCCUGGAGACCAAGUGGCACCUGCUGCAGCAGCAGGGGGUGAGUGACAGCCCGCAGGGCCUGGACUCUUUCUUUGAGGCCUACCUGGCCCAGCUCAGGAAGCGGCUGGAGCAGCUCCAGAGAGAGCGAGGGGUCCUGGACGCCGAGCUGAAGUCCUGCCAGGACCAGGAGGAGGAGUAUAAGGCCAAAUAUGAGCAGGAGGCCCACAAGCGCGCCACGGUCGAGAAUGACUUUGUGGUCCUUAAAAAGGAUGUGGAUGGGGUUUUCCUGAGCAAGAUGGAGUUGAAAGGCAAGCUGGAGGCUCUGAGAGAGUACAUCUGCUUCUUGAGGCAUCUGUAUGAAGAAGAGCUGGGCCAGUUCCAGACCCAGGCCGGCGACACGUCCGUGGUGCUGUCCAUGGACAACAACCGCUGCCUGGACUUCAGUGACAUCAUCGCCGAGGUCCGCGCCCGCUACGAGGACAUCGCCCGGACCAGCAAAGCCGAGGCCGAGGCCGUGUACCAGACCAAGUACCAGGAGCUUCAGGCAUCUGCCCAGCUUCACGGGGACAGCAUGAAGGAAACCAAAGUCCAGAUCUCUCAGCUGCAGCAAGAGAUUCAGAGGCUGCAGAGUCAGAUUGAGAACUUCAAGAAGCAGAAUGCCAACCUGCAGGCCGCCAUUGCUGAUGCCGAGCAUCGUGGGGAGCUGGCCCUCAAGGAUGCUCAGACCAAGCUGGACGAGCUGGAGGCUGCUCUGAGAACAGCCAAGCAGAACAUGGCCCGGCUUCUGCGUGACUACCAGGAGCUGAUGAGCACAAAGCUGGCCCUGGACGUGGAGAUCGCCACCUACCGCAGGCUGCUGGAGGGCGAGGAGAGCCGGAUGUCAGGGGAAUGCACCAGCCAGGUCACUAUCUCUAUGGGAGGAGGCAGCGCUGUGUCUGGAGGAGCUGGUGGAGGCCUGGUGGGCACUUGUGGACUCGGAGGCGAGAAAGGCAGCUUUGGGUCCAGCUGCUCCAGCGUUGUAACCGGAGGCUCCAGCGUCGUCCGGGGCUCUGGGCAGGGUCCUGUUUUGAGUUCCGGCUCUGUGUCUGGCUCCAGCUCCAGCUCUAGCUCCCGCACCAUCCUGAAGAAGACGGUCGAGUCAAGUCUGAAGAUGUCUGUCACCUACUGAGUGACCAGGCAGACACUUGCCACCCCCGCCUUCCUGAGCCCUCUCAGCCCUGCUCCCACCCCAACACCCCCACCCCUGCAGAGCCAGUUCUGUGUCCACUGUCCACAGCCCAGGCUAGCUCACAGGGGACUCUGCAAAAGUCAAUAAAGUCAAGCUUGCCUGCUCUUGU